AUGUCUGAUUCCCAGGACGAAAGCGAACAGCGAAGCUCACUUGGGGUCAAUGAUACGAUUGAGAGCCUACGUCAGGAAAAUGAAACACUCCGCAGAGAUCUCGAAGAUUGUAAGGACCAGCUAUUCGAAGUCCUGCACAAAGGCAACGACAUUCCUGAGGACGACAUCAAAGCUGCGUUCUCCAGAGUCUACAGUGGCAUAGAUGCAUGGAUCGACGAGAUCACCUAUGAACGAGGCCACGAAGAGACUUUCAGGGCGCAUUUCAAAAAGAAAAUACAGGAUGGAUACGGCCUGGAGUCUCUAGGUUUCCAUCGUCGGUGUUACUCGAAUGUAGAAUGGCGUGUGAGGCUAAGCAAGCUGCCACACUGCUUCCACAUUAUCGUUUCGUUGAUCAUCUCCAAAUUCCUCACAGAUGAGGUAUUUCGCACGGCGAAACUUGAUCAAUGGCGACAUCUGUGCCCACAUGGUCUUUCAGACAACGAAAUCAACCUCUUGGUGCGAUUGCAGGAGGCGAUGCGGUCGAAAUUGAAUCGAGCUAAAUAA
Molecule: messenger RNA, 543 nt
Organism: Diaporthe citri
Lineage: Eukaryota; Fungi; Ascomycota; Sordariomycetes; Diaporthales; Diaporthaceae
Exons: 2
Coding region: 1-543 (180 amino acids)
Source: RefSeq, a predicted model, not a curated record